GCUAAUGGAAACAAGUCAACUUCCGGUCAAAAUGAACUCACUUUCGCCGGCAGAAUUUUGGAGGAAUGGGCCUCAGCCAGGAUCCUUGUAUAAUUUUCCCGGUGGAAAAAUUGCUGGAAAUAAAGAGCCAGUUAAAAGAACACUGUACCCAUCUGUGACUGGUACGUCUGUUCUAGGACUCCGAUUCAAUGAUGGCGUUGUCAUCGCUGCAGACAAAUUGGGCUCAUAUGGCUCCAUGGCACGAUUUAGGGACCUGUCAAGAAUUCUUAAGGUGAAUGACACGACAGUGGUGGGAGCUAGCGGGGAUUAUGCUGACUACCAGUUCCUCACAGAAAUUAUCGAACAAAGAGUAAUUGAAGAAGAAUGCCUCAACGAUGGCUUUGGUUACACACCAAGCAGUCUAUUCUCAUGGCUGACUCGUGUCAUGUACAACAGACGAUCAAAUAUCAACCCGUUGUGGAACACUUACGUUGUCGCUGGCUGGGACAAUGGUCAAGGGUUCCUUGGAUAUGUGGACAAGAUUGGCGUAGCAUAUCAGGCACCCACUAUAGCUACAGGAUAUGGGGCUUAUAUCGCACAGCCGUUGUUGCGAGAGGCUGUAGAGAAGAAUCCUAACAUGACGUCCGCCCAGGCUGCUGAGAUAGUGGACAACUGCCUGCGUGUUCUCUACUAUCGGGAUGCUCGCUCUCUGAACAAGUAUGAGGUGGCGAUCGUCACAAAAGACGGUGUGGAAAUCAGAACUCCCUGUGCCUCAAAACCCAACUGGGAAAUUGCACAUCUAAUCAAGGGCUAUGAAUAAAAGGCUUACAGACAUUAAUUGCUAGGCAGUGUAAUUGUGCUUCAUACUGCUUUGAAUGAUCAUGGACUAUCGCAAGGGAAAGUUAUUUUUGGAAGAUUUGAUCAAUAUUCAUCAAUGUUUCAGAUGUGAUUCAUGUUAUUGUUUCAUUUAUAAGCCAUGCUCAUCAUAUUGAUUCAUUUUGAAUAUUUUUAAGUAAUUGGUUUUCAAGAUAGUUUUGGUCCAACUUUGUUCAUCAGAGGAUACAUAUAAAAUAGUUCAUUUUGUAAGGGCACAGUCUCAUUAUCUUUAUUGAUUCAUUGUAAUAUGUUUGUAUUUGAAAUAUGAAAUAAAUGACAUGCCAAUCUG
This is a messenger RNA of Mya arenaria, 1144 nucleotides long. Its product is annotated as proteasome subunit beta type-4-like. The transcript is spliced from 8 exons. The record is from RefSeq and is a predicted model, not a curated record. Lineage: Eukaryota; Metazoa; Mollusca; Bivalvia; Myida; Myidae. The coding region runs from base 5 to 799 and encodes 264 amino acids. Gene Ontology annotation, cellular component: proteasome core complex.